AGGCUGCAGCUACUUAUCCGUUCUCUUCUCCCUGAAAAGAUCAACAAACCCAUCUCCAGCCCACAAGGCCACAGGCUAGAUCUGACCGACCGUCCAUGCAUGGCUUCCCUGUGCAUGUUUACCAUCAGCAGCACCCCACAUGUUCCGCAGGGCUGCAGGCGACGAUGUAGCGACGCCGUGUCGUCUAGGCCGAGAUCCUACCUCGUCUGCCAAAGUCACCUCCCGUCCGGGCCGCCGGCAAGCGGCGGCGGCGGGGGAGGAGGUGGUGAGGAGAAGACGACCCCGUGGUGGGCUGCCACGGCCGAGAGGCUGCGCGGCGACGUGGUGAAGGCCGGGAUGGCAGCGCGGGAGAGCCUGAGCCCCAAGCAGAAGGGGGACUGGAAGGACGUCACGCUCAUGAGCUUCUCCUUCGCCGUGUACGUGUACAUCUCUCAGAAGCUCGUGUGCACGUACUGCGCUUGGCUCUCUAUGAUUAACCACUGACUUGGUGCUGUAAUCAUCUAUACCGUUGCUGAUCUUCAAGGUAGAAAAGAUCGUUGCUGUUAGUUGCAUAUGGAUGCUGUACCUGUAGUAUAUUUAGAUCCAAAUCCAAUAAAGCCUCAAUUUCCAUU
This is a messenger RNA of Zea mays, 611 nucleotides long. RefSeq lists its product as uncharacterized. The coding region runs from base 100 to 483 and encodes 127 amino acids. The transcript has a single exon. Lineage: Eukaryota; Viridiplantae; Streptophyta; Magnoliopsida; Poales; Poaceae. The record is from RefSeq and is marked validated.